CGGGCACAAAACGCCACGUCAAGGGAGCUAGGGCCUACCGCACACGCGACCAGAACCUCGCCAGAGAACUGACGGCAUGGCUGGAAGCAGGCCCGCAAUUUACCACUGCAGACCCCCGUCUCACGGAUGACAUGGGACGGAAGUCCCACAA
Molecule: messenger RNA, 151 nt
Organism: Pelobates cultripes (western spadefoot toad)
Lineage: Eukaryota; Metazoa; Chordata; Amphibia; Anura; Pelobatidae
Source: the annotation of a GenBank genome assembly